This is a messenger RNA of Linum tenue, 924 nucleotides long. The record is from the annotation of a GenBank genome assembly. NCBI's taxonomy places the organism in Eukaryota, Viridiplantae, Streptophyta, Magnoliopsida, Malpighiales, Linaceae.
GGACGGGUUUCCGGGCUGGGUCAACGCCGGGGACAGGAGGAGGCUGCUGCAGUCGCCGGCGGCGGAUGUUGUGGUGGCGAAGGACGGGUCGGGGGAUUUCAGGACGGUGGCGGAGGCGGUCAAGGCGGCGGGGAAGAGGGGAGGUGCCGGAGGUUUGUGAUAAGGGUGAAGAGAGGGGUGUAUAAGGAGAAUGUGGAGGUGGGGAGCGGGUUGAAGAACGUGAUGCUGGUCGGAGAUGGGAUGAGGAACACUGUUAUUACCGGCAGCCGGAGCGUCGGCGGUGGGUCUACUACUUUCCGGUCUGCGACGUUUGCGGUGAACGGCGCCGGAUUCAUCGCCCGCGGCAUCACCUUCCGCAACACCGCCGGUCCACAGAACCACCAGGCGGUGGCCCUCCGAUCGGACUCCGACCGGUCGGUAUUCUACCAAUGCAGCAUCGAGGGCUACCAGGACACGCUCUACGUCCACUCCCAACGCCAGUUCUACAGAGAGUGCUACAUCUACGGCACGGUGGACUUCAUCUUCGGCAACGCCGCCGCCGUCCUCCAGAACUGCAUGAUCUACGCGAGGCGGCCGAUGAAGAGCCAGAAGAUCACGAUCACGGCGCAGGGCAGGACGACACGAACGAGAACACGGGCAUCUCGAUCCACAACUCUCGGGUCCUGGCUGCCGGAUGGCUCGAGUGGGACGCGGGACUUUGCGUUGGAUACUCUGUACUACGGCGAGUAUGGGAACACGGGUCCUGGAGCUCCGACGGGUCGGAGGGUGAAAUGGCGGGGUUACAGGGUCAUCAGGAGUGCGGCUGAAGCGUCGAGGUUUACUGUUGACAACUUCAUAGCGGGAAGGUCGUGGCUCCAGCUACAGGUGUCCCAUUCAACUCUGGUCUUUAGUAACUCUGUUCUGCACAGCCUGCAAAAAAACUGA